AUGAUCUCGAGCUCUCCCGGAUAUCGAGUCGCACCCGGUGUGGCGCCUGGUACAUUGCGCCCCAUCGAGCGGAUGAUGUCCAUGCCGACGUGCAAGUAUGCCUCGCAAGCAUCUCCAAAGCCUCUGCACCGAGCAGUGGUCGCUCCGGUGCAUUCUGGCGCCGAUGCCACGGCUCGAUCGAAUUUGCCACCCUCCGCAACGGCAAACUGGGUGGCGUAUCCAAGUCCUCGCGUCGCAGCGCAUCCGGCGCUCUCGUCCACUGCCAGGUCGCAGCUCCAUCCGAUGGUCUCGCCUCGGAUACCAGAGGCCCAGGUGGCGCAGGCACAGGUGUCCGGACUCGCCGUGGACCUGUUGAGCCGCUCUCGAGAGGCCUUCAUCGUCUGCAGCGGUUCGGGUCCGGCGCGCUCCACAGUGGCAGCAGGUCACUUCGGCGCCUCGCCCCCGACCUCGCCGCGCUUCGAUGCUCCACAGCCACAGUCGCCCAGGUUGACGGCACAUGCUCGGCCCGGGCAGCAGGCCACGGCCACGGCGCCCCCGCGGCCUUCGCCUUCGCCUUCGGGGCCUGGGCCUUCGCUCUGGGAACAGCACCAUCAGCAGGCACUGAGGCAAAUGCGUCGCGGAGCGCUUGCCGAGGGCCCGCUCCCAUCACAAAGCCGGCUGAUUCCAGGUGGAGCUCCACGGCAACCUGCUCGAGAGAGCAAAGCCACGGUGGCACACGUGCAGGUUACACAGCCGACAGACUUGUUGGCUCCUUGCGAGACAAUGACUGCAACCACCGCAACGGCGAUGACGGCGACGACAGCUUCUCUGCCGAGCCGUAGCGAGCAUCUGCCCGCAUCCAUGACUCAGGCAUUGGAAACCCUGCAGCCAGAAGUGCCAGAUGUGCAGCCACAAGCGCAAGCAGACACGGCACCGACGGCACCGAUUUUUCGGGAAGCGCGUGUGGGCUCGGGUCCCCAGCCGUCACGGCCGCAGCCGACACGAAGCCAAGCACCGCCAGGGAACUCUGCAGACACAGCCACAGCCCCCCGUUAUGAAGUGCAGCCGACAGCGAAAGCCAAGGAGCUAUCAACAGUCUCGGGGCCAAAGGCCGCCCCGAGGGCACCACCGUCGCCAUCGCCCACAUCGGAGCAAACAGGAGCCGUAGGCACCAAGAGCCUCAGCUGCCCCAGCUCGGAGUCCGAGCAUGCUACGCUCAAACAGGCGGACGGAGAGACUCAGAGUACUGGACGUGAGACGUUUGACUCUCCCCGGGACGCUUGCUACAGAAGCUGCAAGGCGGCCCCGGCCGAGCCGCUCCUGGCGCGUUUGGCCUUCCUCGAGGCACAGGCCUCAGAUCGUUCCAACUUGCUGGCGCACAUACAACGGCAGCAAGAGCAGCUGAACCGCUUGGAGGCCCUUGUCGAGGAGAACUCAGAGCUCCGUGCCAAGCUGCAUCCGAAGCGCCCCAAGGUGGUCGAUGCAACGAGGAGAGAUCCGCGCCUUGCAGAAGGGCCCGCGGCAGUGACUACCACCACGCCGGCUCUCCGAGACUCACCGCCACCAACAAUGCCAAGGCGAUUCCGCACAGCACCGGGGGAGGUGAGAACCCAGGCAGACGCUCCCAUCGUCUUGACUGCCCGGACCACACCGCGGAGUCCAGGCGCACGUACUGGUCCCUCGGAGGCCAAGGUCGCCAUGGUCGAGCAGACCUUGGCAGAGCUGGAGCGGGCCCUUGGCCUGGCCGAGCAGAAGAAGCACCUCAUCGUCGAGAAGUAA
Messenger RNA from Symbiodinium sp. CCMP2456, 1758 nucleotides. The record is from the annotation of a GenBank genome assembly. Lineage: Eukaryota; Dinophyceae; Suessiales; Symbiodiniaceae.